UACAGAACGCAGUUGCUACGUGAAACAAAAAUUUAACAAACAAAAUGUCUGGACGCGGUAAAGGAGGCAAAGUUAAGGGAAAGGCAAAGUCCCGCUCGAAUCGUGCUGGUCUUCAGUUCCCUGUGGGCCGAAUCCACCGUCUGCUGAGAAAAGGAAACUACGCCGAACGUGUUGGAGCUGGAGCACCCGUCUAUCUGGCGGCUGUGAUGGAAUACCUGGCUGCGGAAGUGUUGGAAUUGGCAGGAAAUGCUGCCCGUGACAACAAGAAGACCAGAAUUAUCCCACGUCAUCUGCAGCUGGCCAUUCGCAACGAUGAGGAGUUGAACAAACUGCUCUCCGGAGUGACCAUUGCUCAGGGCGGUGUUCUGCCAAACAUCCAAGCCGUGCUACUGCCCAAGAAGACCGAAAAGAAGGCCUAAAUCUAACGCUGAACUCACCUUUGUACAAAACCGUCCUUUUCAGGACGACCACAUAUUUGCGAUAAAGAAAAAAUUGAAAUU
Molecule: messenger RNA, 500 nt
Organism: Topomyia yanbarensis
Lineage: Eukaryota; Metazoa; Arthropoda; Insecta; Diptera; Culicidae
Product: histone H2A
Exons: 1
Coding region: 45-419 (124 amino acids)
Cellular component (GO): nucleosome
Molecular function (GO): protein heterodimerization activity; DNA binding; structural constituent of chromatin
Source: RefSeq, a predicted model, not a curated record